This is a messenger RNA of Tribolium castaneum (red flour beetle), 3683 nucleotides long. RefSeq names its product exportin-4. The record is from RefSeq and is a predicted model, not a curated record. Gene Ontology annotation, biological process: protein export from nucleus. The transcript has 9 exons. Bases 85 to 3471 code for a protein of 1128 amino acids. NCBI's taxonomy places the organism in Eukaryota, Metazoa, Arthropoda, Insecta, Coleoptera, Tenebrionidae. Gene Ontology annotation, molecular function: nuclear export signal receptor activity. Gene Ontology annotation, cellular component: cytoplasm; nuclear pore.
UUCGAACCUAACCUCACUUUUUGCAAACUAAACAACGGUCUUUCUGUGCGUAAUUUCUUAAAUGUGAUCCUAUAUUCAUUCAAAAUGAAUGAUAAUUUCAUCUCUGAGCUGGAAUCAGCCGCCGCUAUCAUCAUGGCUCCCCCGAACCUCGUGAGCAACGAACAGCGACACAACGCCGAAGCAAUUUUUCUAAAUUUUCGCAAAUGUAAAACUCCUUUUGUGAUGUGUCGUGAAAUUUUGGACAAGUGCCAAGUUCAUUAUGUGCUGUUUGAAGCAGCUGAAACCAUCAAAAGUGCCCUUAUUAGAGAGUGGUCGUUCUUGUCCGAUUCGGAUAAAUACUCGUUGAGGCAGUAUUUGAUGCAUUAUAUUUCGACGAAGCAAGUGCCCUCUUUCGUGCGAGACAGGAUCAUACAAGUUAUUGCAAUUAUGGUCAAAAGGGCGAGUGUAGACGAUGGGGGGCGUGAAAGGGGUACCAUUUUGCAAGAAGUUGAAAGUAUCAUACUCAACGCGGAGCCGGAAAAAAAAAUUUUGGGUUUCAACAUAAUCGCAAAUUUGAUGCAAGAAUAUGCGAGCACGGUGAAAUCAACUGAUGUAGGGCUGCCCUGGGAGGUGCAUUUCAAGGCCAAAAAACAAUUUGAAUCAACUGACUUGAAACGAAUCUUUCAAUUUUGUGUCCAAUUGUUAUCUGAAGUUGUGAAAAACGACCCCCCGUACCCUGAUAAUGUGCUGGAAUUGACGAGGCAUAUCUUAAAAGUUACGGAAAGUGUGCUUACAUGGGGGUAUAUGUCACCACUCUUUCCUAAACGAUUAAUUGGCAUCUACGAGUCGGUUUAUGAGGCUGAUCAUGCCCCAUCGUUGAAAUUGUCGGACAAUUGGAGCGAAAUUAUUUUGUCGCCUCAAUUGUUACCUCUCAUGUUUCAAAUUUUUUGGAAAGUGAGAGAAUACGACGGAUUGUCUCAUCAUGCGUUGACGUGUCUUGUGCAGUUGGCUUCGUUGAAUGGUGGAGUUUUGUCGUCAGAUGCUGUCAGAUUGGAGUAUUUGAAGUCUUACAUGGUUAAUUUUACAAAUCUUGUCUCUAGUGUCACAAUAAAAAACAAAGAAUCGCUAGGCAUAUCCAACAUCGUCAAGAAACUAAUACUUUUUUUCAUUGGCGACAUUCAAAAAUUAACAUCACAACUUCAAGAUUCGUAUUUAGAUGAACUUACACGAUUGACGUGUUCAUUUUGCAAAGGUGCAGCUUUAGAAGAUAUGUCUUCCGACGAAGAAAAAUAUUACAACGAUUCGUUCGACAAUAUGAUGGAAGCAUGGACAAACAUUUUGCAAGAGUAUGGUGUGAACUCUAACGGAAGUAUUCAAGAAUGUGCAGUACAAAUUUUUAAUACUUAUAUUCAAUAUCAUUUGGGACCACCAGAUGGCGCACGACAAAAUCAUGAUGUCCACGAAAUUGAAGACAACGAAGAUAUUGAUAGGAUCUCGUUCAAGGACCAGUUACAGACGAUUGGGAUGUUUGGGAGGAUUGUACCUGGACAUGCGUUGCCCAUUAUAUACAAACUAUUGGAAGUCAACACCGAAAAACUAAAAAUCAGUCUACAACUGAUGGAGUCUCGUGCAAUGAACAUGAACGAAUCGUCCAACUUGGACAACCUCUUCGAGGACAUCCAUUGGGUGAUUCUCAUUGCCGGCCACAUCCUGUGUAUGGACAGCGACGGUGAAACCCCAAUGAUUCCCUCCGAAAUGAUGCAAUACUCCAUCGAACAACUCCGUCAAAAUAACAGCACACUCGAAUCAAGUCUUACCGUUUUGGCUUCAGCCCAUCAAAUAACCAAUGUUCCGACAGACGUUGAUCGCUGUGAUCACAUCAUACGUAUCGUUUCUGAUGUUUUGAAACUAUGUGUUGUGGAAAAUUCGGCGGCUGAAGCCAAAUUGGGACAUUUUAUGAGUCCCGAAGUGAGUUCGACGAUUAUGUGGUUUCUGAAACGAUGGUGUUUGUCGUAUCUUUUACCGGUGGAGAAUUAUUAUCAAGAGAUCAGUCCUGUUUUGAUCGGUGCUGUCGGGAAGGAUACAGAAGGGGCGAUUUUUGUGGUGAAUUUUAUUCUGGACAAGAUUUAUUCGAAUAUUUGUCAUUUCAAUUCGGAGCCUAUUUUAUUGAGGGAUACAGUGGAUCUUCUGACGGCGCUUGUUUGCAUCAAACAAAAACAGUCCUUAUGCAUCGUAAAGAGCAAAAGCCUCUGGAACCUCAUAACCCUCCAAGAGAAGCUCACUCCAGGUCGCCUCCCCUCCACCAUCCAUCGCGAACUAUUUAAAAGUUUCAUCCUAGCUGGCAUGGCUCUACGCGACAUGCAAGAACUCAACGGCUACUUUGACCAAAUCCUGCGCCCGCUUCACACUCGAUUCGACCGCUUCAUCAACCAAGAAGACAACUUCCGCGCCAACUACCACAAAGAGGAAGUCCAAAAGGAAAUCAUCGAUAUUUUGGAAAGCUUCAUCGGAAUUGCCAAAGGCUCGCACAUGUCCACCGUCCAAAUCCUCUUCCAAUUUCUGGCUCCGCGGUUGGCAGAACUGCCGAAAAUCCUAACGUUUUACAACAACUAUCAAGUGAUUGUGCAACUGAUUUUGGAGUUGUUUGGACAGUGUGCUAAGAACAUGUUGUGUUAUUUGUGUCAACUUGAUAGUAAGAAGUUGUACGAGAGUACGUUGGCAACGGUGCAAGCGUAUGCGAAAUGUAACGGGAAUAAGUUUAGUGGGGAGACUUUAGCUGAAGAAAAUAGUUUCCAAGAUUUGGCAUUGAUUUUGGACUUGUUGACAUUUAUUUUAUCGAAGGAUUGCAUUGAUUUGUGUCCAAAUGACGAGGAAGUGGUUACAGUGACGGCGUCUGAUGUUUCUUUGUUCGGUUUGAAUUUUAUUAUGCCUUUGAUGACUUUAGAUUUGCUCAAAUAUCCAAGUCUUUGCUCGCAAUAUUACAGAUUGUUGGUUUUGAUCAAUGAUAUUUAUCCGGAGAAGAUUUGUAAUCUCCCGCCGACUUUGUUUCAACAACUGUUGAGCUCGAUCGAGUUGGGUUUGACACAGUUUAGCUCGGAUAUAGCCCAAGCAUGCCUUGACUUCAUUCAAGGAAUGACUUGGUACUUUUUCAGGAAUUCGCUUCAGCAGAAUCCGUUUUGUCAAGCAAUGAAACCGUUCCUCAAAAUGUUGCUGGAUCUCACUUUGUCGCAUCAAAUAAAUUCGGAUUUGAUGAGUUCGGCCAGUACUUGUAUCUACGCUCUGAUUUGUUGCUACGAGGAGGAGUAUACGAUUUUAGUCGAUGGUUUAAUUAAAUCGCAAGCGGAUCCGUUGAUUGCCGAUAGGUUGGCAGCAGCUUUUCAUAAUUUGACGUUGAAUGUUGCCAUGAUUGGCGGAAGACAACCUAAGUUGAAGUUUCGAGAUAAUUUCGAUAAGUUCAUCGCAAAUGUUCAGGGAUUCUUGUUGGUGAAAUAGCUGUGAGUUGAAUUGGCUUCGGGUCAAAAGAUCGACGAUGAUUUUGGUUUUAGAAAAAUUUUUUAUUUGCGAUGAUUCAUCCAUCUUGUAAAGAAUGUUCGCCGUUUUUUGACGUCUGAUUAACUUACAAAAACUUGUAACUAUAUUUUUAUACAAUGUAACCAUGUCUGUUAUGCACUUUAUAAAUGCAAUAAUAAAUUACAUGAGUUUUG